AUGAGCAUUAGCGAACAUACAGGAAAUGAGGUCAGCAUAGCAGAACGAGAAAGGAAGGAAGAAGCCAUCGGCGCAGAUAAAAAUGACAAAGAUGUGCCACCUACAAAUGGUGAGAGUAUUUCCCUUCGAAUGGAGAAAAUGAAAGGCGAGGCAAAUGAUGAGGGUUCUGUAGAGGUGGGAAAUUGCUCUCCAGUUGUGGAAAACGAGUUGGGAAGUAGCGUUUUGUGUGUCGGCUGCAGUGGCGAGGCAUCCAACAUUGACGGAGGAACGACCAACAUUUCUGGUGAGGAAAAUCCCCGAACAGAGGCGGACGGUGAUAAGAAGGCGCAACCUGAAGGCAUCCUCCAUGAGGCAAAAAAGGUUAAAAAUGGAGUCGACGCGGAGACUAAAUCGAACGCCCAAGUUAGUAGCAACGGUACGUAUGUAGAGAACGCCCCGAAUGUAGAAGCCUCCCCGAAUGAUAACGCAUGUGGAGAGGGGCAUAGCAACACUCACGUGGUUGAUGAUGGGCCCCCCAAUGCUGCACCGACGAGCAAUGGUGAGCUCAUUGCAAACAGCGGUGGCGCGCUAAAUGUGGAGGAGGACGCACCGCUGGAUGAAGGAAAUUUCUCAGCGGAUGACAGACCCGAAGAGAACGCAGAGAGUACGGGCAGCUUCAUGUUAGAAGAAGACCUAAAUUUAUCCCGAAGAGCAUAUCGAAAUUUCCACAUAUGUUCAAUUUUUAUACAUGGGACUUUGUUAUUGAUGGUUAUAUUACUGAUGGGAAUUUUAUUCCACGAUUUUAUGAAGCCAUCUUCUGUUUCGCAGAAGGAGAAGAUAAUGACCUACUUCUGUGGGUUGCUCCUAAGCAUGCUAGGGUUACAUCUUUGCCUAAAUUUAUAUAUGUCGUUGGUGUUACUGAGACAAGCAGAAGUUUCAAAAGUGUUAAAAUCGGUGGAGGCCAAAAUUCAUGUUAUUGUUUUGGUGUACUUUUCCAUGUGCGCUUAUAUUUACUUUUUUGAAGGCAAAACGUACCCCAUAAGCUCCAUCUUUUCUUUCACCAUCAUUUUAGCUAUCAUAUAUUAUUUUAUGCCAAUAUUUUUAUACAUCGUUUUGAGGAUUCUGUUCAUAAUUGUCAUUUUGAUUUUAAUUUUUAUGAAGAGGAAGAGUCCCACGCCGAAGAAGAUUUUGAAGAAAUUGAAAAUUAUGAAAUAUAUGGAGUAUAGGAAGUACUGUGAGGAGGAGGCUUGCUUUCGUAGCGCCUAUUUUACCAACUGGAGGGAGCUCAACGGGGAGGGGGGGUCGACUCCACAGGAGGGAGUGACAGGUACGAGGGAGGCCAUGACGACCACCGCGGUGGAGGCAGGCACAGGGAUUGCUGCGUCCGGUGGUGAGAACAAGGGGGACGACAUUGCGGCAGUGGAACCCACGUCAAACUGCAAUGCGGACGGGAAUACGAUAUCUACGGCGACGUCCUGCGUGCGGGGCAGCAGCGCGAAUGAGCGGCCAACCCGCAGCGGCAACAGCAGCACGAGGAGCAACCUGGAGCGGCACCUUUUCUAUGAUCGCGCUGGGGGAGCCACUGGCAGGGGAGGGGGGUCCUCCAAUCGCGGGGGGGCGCAAGCAAGCGACAGGGAGGGCGGAAAUCAAAAUGGUAGGGAUAACGCCAGGGAUAACGCUAGGUGUAACGCCAGGGAUAACGCUAGGGAUAACGCCAGGGAUAACGCUAGGGAUAACGCCAGGGAUAACGCCAGGGAUAACGCUAGGUGUAACGCCAGGGAUAACGCUAGGUGUAACGCCAGGGAUAACGCUAGGGAUAACGCCAGGGAUAACGCUAGGGAUAACGCCAGGGAUAAUGCCAGGCAACACCCCCCCCCGAGCUACGACAACAGCCGCGAAGUUCCAAACGCCAGCGACGAAGCCAAUGGUGAGCCAAAUAAAGACGGCAAGUCAGCAGCCGUAUUUGAGUACUUCCAGAAAGUUUUGAAGAAGAAAAAAAAUGCCCUGGAAAGUGACAACGCGCAAGUGCAUGAAAAUUACGCGGAGGAAAAUUCCUUUCACAUAAACAUCGAGAGCUCCGAUUAUGUUUGUUCCAUCUGCUGCGUCGAAUACCUAAAUGACGAUGACAUUUGCAUUUUGCCUUGCAACUACCUGCACUACUAUCACAAGGAGUGUAUUUUCACGUGGCUGAAGAGGAACAACGACUGCCCCCUCUGCAGGAAGUGCAUUGGGAAGAUCUGA
Molecule: messenger RNA, 2220 nt
Organism: Plasmodium vivax (malaria parasite P. vivax)
Lineage: Eukaryota; Apicomplexa; Aconoidasida; Haemosporida; Plasmodiidae
Product: circumsporozoite protein, putative
Exons: 1
Coding region: 1-2220 (739 amino acids)
Biological process (GO): ubiquitin-dependent protein catabolic process
Molecular function (GO): ubiquitin protein ligase activity
Source: RefSeq, a predicted model, not a curated record